This is a messenger RNA of Suillus discolor, 1158 nucleotides long. RefSeq lists its product as uncharacterized. Lineage: Eukaryota; Fungi; Basidiomycota; Agaricomycetes; Boletales; Suillaceae. The record is from RefSeq and is a predicted model, not a curated record. The transcript has 7 exons. The coding region runs from base 25 to 999 and encodes 324 amino acids.
UUGUUUUCGAUACCCUCCCUCGUGAUGUUGUUGCUAUCUCUUACACUCUUUUUUUCUUCUUGGCACACCUUCGUUUACGCUGGUAAUCAAACCAAGGGCGAGAACUGCACUAUCACUAACAACCGCCUCGAAUUCGGCACAUUUCAAUUUCAUAGCGAUUGCGACGUACAAACAUACUGCUCGUCGUCGCAGGGCACUUGUGAACUGAAAGGCUGCAGAAAGGACCAAUAUCCAUUUGGGUAUACACCAGGCGACUGGGUGCCACCACUGUGUCCUGCUGGGCAGUUUUGUCCCGACGAGAGCGAUGCGUGCCAGCCUUGGCUACCUGUUGGCAGUGCAUGUCAGCUGAACCGUGAUGACCAAUGCCAGCCGCCUCCAAAUUGGCAGCAAUUAGCUGAUCCCUCAAAGUACGGCCGUAACGUAAAUGGCUCCAUCUGUCUGAACAACGUCUGCAUGUGGGCAAAUGUCACAGUUGGCCAAUCUUGUGAAGUAGAGAACACCGCCUACAUCGCUUAUGCGGGAAAUAACGAAUUCAUUGAUAUCGUGUCACGAGGGAACUGUCAAAUAGGGUCGUAUUGCGAUUCGCAGUCGUUAGUUUGCAUUCAGGCGAAAGAGCUUGGGGAGACCUGUGAUGCAGACAAAGAAUGUUCGUCGUUUAACUGCUUGGAUAAAGGCGUUUGUGGUCUAGGUUCCGACUCGCCAAAAUACUUCAAGACCUGGGAACGUGAAAAGCGUCUCCAGUACUGGUGUGAACAGAAUGCCUUCCGCCAGAGCAUCAUGCAAAUGAAGGAAAUUGCUCGCACCUCCAUCUUGUCUCUCCCUGGCGGCACCGGGAAUAGCAACCGCAGUACAGUCUGCAGUCGCGCUGGAUCAGAAGAGUCAUUCACACCGAUGGUCCAGCACUCGGUCCACAAGUCGAGCGGGUUGAGACAGCAGUACCUGUCAGAUGAUAACGGGAGUGUAUACGAUGAGAUGAUGAUGCAAGCGGGUCAUCGGUAGGUGUGGGUGUUGUGUACAGACGCCUUGAGCUUUUUGAGUCUUAUCCGUCAACCGGGGACUAUUUUUCACCACGGACUGACUGAUCUCUUCACAUGAUAUCCUCUUAUAUACGUAUACUUAGAAUGGACCUUAAUUCGUAUUCUUGGGUGUCAGGACGGA